GGGCCGUACAAACGGGCUGGCGCCGGGCGCUGCUCGCAGGAGGAGCGGAGCGGGCGGCAGCGGGCGCUCGUUGCACCGCCCGCCCCGCCGGCACCGGGAGCUUUUCCCACGGCUCCGCCACCGCCUCCUCCGCCGGUACCGGCAUCCACGGGCGCCCAUGGCACGGCGCGGAGGGCUCUGCCCCACGGCUCCGCGCCCCCGCGCAAAGUUUCCGUUUGAGAAAUACGCAUCCACUCAGCAAAACAAAAACAAAUUUUAAAGGUUGUUCUCGGUGGAAAUCACUCCAUGCCCCAUUACCUGCUUAAGUGAAACCAGACUAAGAACUUCUGUCAUGGCAGCUUUUCUGCUGGGAGCUGUGUUGCUUAUUGUUCAACCUCAGAUAGUGCCUUCCAGACCGGCUAUAAAUUCAAAGGCUGAGACUUCUGCUCAGUCUGUUCAGAGAGAGCUUUUAAAGAAAACAUCUCAAAAAAAUGACUUCAAGGAAAACAUACAUUCUAAUGGAUCAUGCCGGCAGCUGCCACAGACUAUCAUUAUUGGAGUGAGAAAAGGUGGAACAAGAGCUUUGUUAGAGAUGUUGAGUCUUCAUCCAGAUAUUGCAGCAGCAGAAAGUGAAGUUCACUUCUUUGACUGGGAAGAUCAUUACAGAAAUGGAUUGCAGUGGUAUAUUAAUCAAAUGCCAUUCUCUUAUCCGCAUCAGAUCACAGUGGAAAAAACUCCAGCGUAUUUCACAUCACCUAAAGUGCCUGAAAGAGUUUAUAACAUGAACCAAUCUAUGAGACUACUCCUUAUUUUAAGAGACCCAAGUGAGAGAGUACUAUCAGAUUACACCCAAGUGUUCUAUAACCACAUGCAGAAGCACAAGCCGUAUCCAUCCAUUGAACAAUUUCUGAUUAAAGAUGGUGAACUCAAUGUGGACUACAAGGCAAUAAACAGAAGCUUAUACUACAUUCACAUGCAAAACUGGUUGAAGUAUUUUCCCCUUGAUCAUAUCCACAUUGUAGAUGGGGAUAAGCUAAUCAAAGAUCCCUUUCCAGAAAUAGAGAAGGUAGAGAGAUUUUUGAAAUUAUCACCACAGAUAAAUGCUUCAAACUUUUAUUUCAAUAAAACUAAGGGCUUCUACUGCCUAAGGGACAGUGGGAGGGAACGUUGUUUACAUGAGUCAAAAGGACGAGCACACCCACAAGUAGAUACCUGGUUACUCGAGAAACUGCAUGAAUAUUUCCAUGAACCCAACAAAAAAUUUUUUGAGCUCGUUGGCAGAACAUUUGACUGGCACUCAUUUGUUGCAAGUUAGUGGUGAGCUUCAGAACCUAUGUUCCAGUGUACAUCUAGAAAUUUUAAAAAGGGCAUUUAUGCUAUAAUUUAUUUGUAAAAAUCCGUAAAUACUUCUGUACAGUAUUAGAUUCACAAUUGCCAUAUAUACUAGUUAUAUUUUUCUACUUGUUAAAUUUGAAAGCAUUUUGUAUUGUUUUUCAUGGUUGUUAACAUUGUGUAUGAUGUGUCUAUAUGAAGAAACUAAAUUAUUUCACUGCAGAAGAUGCUCUCUUGAGAACGUGUUGUCUUUUUAAUAAAUAAGAAGUUCAUUUCAACAAAACCCUUCAGAAUUAUUUGAAUACUUCGGUCUUUCUGGACUAUUCUGGACUUUCUCCUCUAACUGCUAAUGAAUAUGCUAAGCUUUACAUUUCCAUUUUUCUUGCUUUAAAAUGUGGUCUAAUUUCUUAUCUGAAAACGUUGUUGUAAUUUGAAAAUUGUUCCAUCCUCCUUUAUAAAAUGAUUUCCUGAUAAAGUGGUACUUCUUGCACAUGUUGGGACAUGCACAGCCAAAGGAUGAUGGAAGGCUCUGUAUCAUAAAACAUGUUAACAGCUGUACUUGCCUUUAUAGUUAAUGCUAUAACAGUUGGUCCUCAAAUUCUUUGGCAGUACCAUGCUAGUUUCAUGGCAGUUUUUUAAAGAUUCUGUGGGGACCAGCUCAUAAAAAUCCAGAAUUAAGUGCAGAAAUAUAGUCAACCUGAAAAUUUUCUGCAGUCGAUGAAUGUACAUAUACUUGAUAAUGAAAGAAAGAGGUCUGAGAGAAGAAUUUAAGCAAUAUGGGGAAAAAUUAAUGGUUGUUUAUGACUGUUUCUGAAUUUUAUAGCACACUUAUGCUUUCCCGUCACUGAAAAUCAACACUUAACACCAGAAAAAAAAAAAAAAAAAAAAAAAAGCUGAUCUAUGUUCUAGCAAGCAGCAGCUUCAUUCUUAUAAAUAUUAACACACUUGUACCCUAGUGAAGGCUAUUUUCUAUGAGAUGAGCAGCUGCUUCAUGCAACUGGAAAGUGCUCAUGGACUACCGUUCAAUUAGUCUCCCUCCAGGAAACAUGAAGCCAAGUCCUCGUUGCAGCCUUGUGUGUCAUGGAAUUAACCCCAGUCCUAGGAACUUUUAUGGUCUUCCAUCUGCUAAAAAUAGAAGUUAGAUGUUAGUACAUUUGUAAAAAUAACAGCUCUCCUUAUCUACACUAGUUCUGCUGUCCUGUUAGCCACCAUUCUCCAGAGUUAGAGUUAAUCUUGUUUCCGCACAGGGUAUACUAAAAUACUUUCUUUAUGAGCUCCUAAUUUUCCUGUUUUGAUCUAGAAUAUAUCCAUUGAACAUUCAGUGGCAACACCCUGUACAUUUGAACUUGCUACUGAUUAUUACAAUCCUUUAUAAAAUUUAAAAUUUAAAUGUAGAUGCAUUAAUUUUUCCUGGUGAGAUGGUGCAAACUUGGGCACUGUGACAAGGUACCAUCUGGAUGCAAAUAUCCUAUAUUAUGCUGCUUGCAUGAAAAUUUGAAGAUGCUGCCCCUCUCCCUCCUGCUCCUUGUGCACCUGCCCAAGCUGUAUUCAACCUCAGAGAGGUUGUUGGUGUUGUUUUAUAAAGUAGACCUUUGAUGAAAGCCUAAAAUGAAAUGGUAUUGUACUCAAUAAAAUAUUUUCUGAAUUGCA
Oxyura jamaicensis (ruddy duck) is the source of this 2961-nucleotide messenger RNA. It is a transcript of the gene HS3ST1, whose product is annotated as heparan sulfate-glucosamine 3-sulfotransferase 1. NCBI's taxonomy places the organism in Eukaryota, Metazoa, Chordata, Aves, Anseriformes, Anatidae. The transcript is spliced from 2 exons. The record is from RefSeq and is a predicted model, not a curated record. Gene Ontology annotation, molecular function: [heparan sulfate]-glucosamine 3-sulfotransferase activity. The coding region runs from base 332 to 1294 and encodes 320 amino acids.